AUGAAGAAGAAAUUAAAAAUUAACAAUUUAUUAAUGAACUUAUAUUUGGUUUUACUACUUUUAACCAGUAUUUCAUCAUCAUUGACUUUAAAAGUCUAGUAAAGAUGCAUUGUUGAUGGAGUUUAAUACAACCAUCCCCUCAUGUAAGUAGUAAUAAUGUUUAUAGGCGAAGCAUUAAAUUACUUUAAUUUUCUAUUUUAUAAAUGGAGGCAUCGAGGGGCAUAUGAAGCUUAAAAAAAGUAUGAAAUAGAAAAAAUGGGUAAAAUAGAAAAAAUGGGUAAAAUAGAAAAUGUAAAUAAGUUAAUAUUUGCAAUUCCAGCUUUUAUUGAUUUUUUUGGUACUUUUCUUACUUUAGUUGCUAUGUCAAUGCUACCAUUUUCCUUUUAUUACAUGAUACGUGGAGGAAAUAUUAUAAUUACAGCUAUUUUUUCUGUUCUCUUCUUAAAAAAAAUACUUUAUAAGCAUAAUUUUGUCGGAUUGCUACUGAAUUUCUUAGGAUUCUUGACAGUAGGUAUUUCUGCAAUUUUAACUUCUGACACAGAUUAAGAUUCUACUUAUCUUAUUGUUGGAGUUGUAUUGAUUAUAGUUACUUUUUUUACUACUACUUGCUAACUCGUAUUUGAAGAAUUGCUUUUUAAAAAGUAUUACUUGCAUCCUCUUGAAGUAGUUGGAUGGGAAGGAUUUUGGGGUAUAAUAAUAUCCCUACUAGGAUUAGCUUUAUUUUCAAACAUUCCAUGCAUUAGUAAUGUAUAAUAAUGUCCAAGUGGCAAAAUGGAAGAUGUUCCUCAAUUUUUUGAAAGUGUUUUUAAUUUAAAUGGGACAGAUUAACCUAAAUUAAUAAUAAUGAUAAUUUUGAGCAUGAUAUUUAUGAUGAUGCUCAAUGGUUUUAGUUUAACUGUGACAAAAUACUCUGGCUGUUUAACAAGAGCUGUAGUAACUGCUGUGGCCCCAUUCAUAGUAUGGAUGUUUACUAUAAGUAUAGGUUGGGACGAUUUUAAUUACGGUUAAUUUGCAGGCUAUACUAUAUUAACAGUGGGAGCAAUGAUAUAUUGUGAAGUUUUAGUAAUCCCCUUCUGCGGAUUAGAUUCCUUCAAAAAUAUUCCAAGUGCAAAAAUAUUAAUGAAAAUUCCAGAUUAAAAAUAGUCUUCUUAAUAAUCUCCUCUUCCUAGUACAGCAAGAAAAUGCUUAUUUGUAACUGCAUGCUCGGAAAACCUCAAUACAGAAACUGAGAAAAUGGCUUAUUGA
Molecule: messenger RNA, 1245 nt
Organism: Tetrahymena thermophila SB210
Lineage: Eukaryota; Ciliophora; Oligohymenophorea; Hymenostomatida; Tetrahymenidae
Product: nucleotide-sugar transporter
Exons: 1
Biological process (GO): pyrimidine nucleotide-sugar transmembrane transport
Cellular component (GO): Golgi membrane; intracellular membrane-bounded organelle
Molecular function (GO): pyrimidine nucleotide-sugar transmembrane transporter activity
Source: RefSeq, a predicted model, not a curated record